GAGCGGAAGGGACGCAGCGGAAGGGGAAGCCUCGGUGGCGGUAGCAGCCAUGCGGACCCGGCGCGGCACCGUCCUGCGGCCGCGGGCCGAGCCCGCCGAGCCCCCCGAUGACCCCGCCGAGGUGCCCGGAGGCCGCGCCGGCCCCGAGGAGCUGGCGGACGAUGUGGAGCGAUUCCACGAGGAGCAGUUCCGCGCCGUGAUGGCCGCCCUGGACAGCGGCGAAGAGGCCGGGGACAGCGAGGAAGAGGAGGAGGAGGAGGUGCUGGGUCUGCAGCUGCCUGACGACAGCGAGGAGGAGGACGAGGAGGACGAGGAGGACGAGUUGCAGGAUCGGAAUCCCUUUGUGGAGUACAGCGCAGAGGAGGAUGAGGAUGGAGAAGAUGAGGAAGGUGAGGAAGAUGAAAAUGAUAUUGAGGAUGGAGAAGAUGAGGAAGGUGAGGAAGAUGAAAAUGAUAUUGAGGAUGGAGAAGAGGAAGGAGGUGAGGAAGAUGAAAAUGGUGUUGAGGAUGAAGAGGGGGACCUGUCUAUGGAAAGUGACUUGGAGGAGCGCCAUCCCGAGGCCAAGCUCCCCCAUGAGCUCUCCUGGGGUCAGCGCAAGCAGCUCUACUAUGACACGGACUAUGGGAAUGAUGCCCAGGCCAAGGGCAAGCGGACCCAGCAAGAAAUCGAUGCUGAGGAGGAGGAAGAGGAGCAGGAGGCUCAAGUCAUCCAGAGACGGUUGGUGCGGGAUUUGGGGGAGGAUGAUUAUGGUCUGGACAUGAUCCAGGGCUACCUGGCUAAGCAGCAGAAAACCCAUGAUAGCAAGGGGCAGAAAAUUGAUAAGGAUCUGCAGGCCCUUUCCAAGAAGGAGCAGCUGAAGCUGCUGAAGCAGGAGUCCCCAGAGCUCCUGCAGCUGAUGGAGGACUUUGAGGUGAAGCUCAUGGAGAUCAAAGAUGAGUUGCACCCUCUGCUGCAAAUGGUCAGAGAUGGCACUAUCCCCCAGGGGAAGGGCAGCCGCUAUUUGCAGACCAAGUAUCAUCUCUACCUGAAUUACUGUGCCAAUAUCAGUUUCUAUCUGGUUCUCAAGUCCAAGAGGAUGCCAGUUCAUAGUCACCCAGUCAUCGAACGGCUGGUGGAGUACAGAAAUCUCAUCAAUGACCUAGCUGUCAUAGACCAAAAGCUUUCCCCACAGGUCCGUAUGCUUUUGAGGAACUACUAUGACAAGAAGGAAGAGAAGCUACGGAAGGAAAACAAGUUUUCAGUGUUUCUCACCAUGAAUGGCAACAAAACCAAACCAAAACGUGCCCCUGCACCUGUUAAUGGCCAGGCUGCUGCUGAGUCGUCGGAUGAGUCGGAGCUGGAUGAGGAGGCUGCCCUAAAAUACUACAGGAUGAUGGAGGAGAAGCUGGCACUCAAGAGGAAGAGAACUGGAGACGAAGAUGUGCCUGAAGAAGCAGAGGUGUCGGAAGGAGAGGAUCCCAGUAAAAAGAGAGGGGUGACCUAUCAGAUGAUCAAGAACAAAGGCCUCACGCCCAAGAGGCGGAAGAUCGACCGUAACCCCCGGGUCAAGCACCGGGAGAAAUUCCGGCGAGCCAAAAUCCGCCGCAAGGGCCAGGUCCGCGAGGUGCGCAGGGAGCUGCACAGAUACGCCGGGGAACUGUCUGGCAUUCGCGCCGGGGUGAAGAAGAGCAGGAAGCUAAAGUGAUAGUCAGCUUUUUGUCAGAGCUGCGAGUAGCAGUACUGAAUCCAAUAAAAAUUUUAUACACGA
Passer domesticus (house sparrow) is the source of this 1747-nucleotide messenger RNA. It is a transcript of the gene UTP3, whose product is annotated as UTP3 small subunit processome component. The transcript has a single exon. Gene Ontology annotation, biological process: maturation of SSU-rRNA from tricistronic rRNA transcript (SSU-rRNA, 5.8S rRNA, LSU-rRNA). The coding region runs from base 50 to 1684 and encodes 544 amino acids. The record is from RefSeq and is a predicted model, not a curated record. Gene Ontology annotation, cellular component: nucleolus; small-subunit processome. Lineage: Eukaryota; Metazoa; Chordata; Aves; Passeriformes; Passeridae.